GGCCUUGGCUGCCAUCUUGGCGCGCGCGGGAUUCCCUCCCCGGACUCCUACUGGAGUGCGCUGUGUACCACUUCCCGUGGCAUCCCACUGAGGUAACCCGCGGCCCGGGCAGCGGCUGGUGCAGCCAGGAGGCCUUCCCUACAGCCGAGAUGCCCGGCGUGCAGCUGCCGCCCAAGGAAAGCGCCCUCUUCAAGCGCGUGCUGAAAUGCUAUGAACAGAAGCAGUACAAAAAUGCCCUCAAGUUUUGCAAGAUGAUUCUUGCAAACCCGAAAUUUGCUGAACAUGGAGAGACUUUGGCUAUGAAAGGAUUAACGUUGAGCUGUUUAGGAAAAAGAGAAGCAGCGUUUGAAUUUGUUCGAAAAGGACUUCGCAGUGACGUCAGGAGUCAUGUCUGUUGGCAUGUAUAUGGACUCCUGCAACGUUCUGAUAAGAAGUACGAUGAGGCUAUUAAGUGCUACCGAAAUGCCCUCAAAUUAGAUAAAGAUAACUUGCAGAUCUUGAGGGAUCUCUCUCUGUUGCAGAUUCAGAUGAGAGACCUUGAAGGUUAUCGAGAGACAAGAUACCAACUUCUUCAGUUGCGUCCGACACAGCGUGCUUCCUGGAUUGGAUAUGCCAUUGCUUACCAUUUGCUGAAAGAUUAUGAUAUGGCACUAAAACUAUUAGAAGAAUUUAGACAAACGCUGCAAGUUCCUCCCAACAGAGUAUCUUAUGAAUAUAGUGAACUGUUACUGUAUCAGAAUCAAGUGAUGAGAGAGGCAAAUUUAUUUCAGGAAUCUUUGGAACAUAUAGAAACAUAUGAGAGGCUGAUAUGUGAUAAACUCUUGGUGGAAGAAAUUAAGGGAGAAAUGCUAUUAAGAUUGGGAAGAUUAAAAGAAGCCAGUGAAGUAUUCAAAAACUUGAUUGAUCGGAAUACAGAAAAUUGGUGUUAUUAUGAAGGCUUGGAAAAGGCAUUGCAACUCCGCUCUUUAGACGAGAGGCUUCAGAUUUAUGAAGAAAUCAGUAAGCAGUACCCCAGAGCUGUUUCACCGAGAAGAUUACCGCUGAAUCUUGUCCCAGGUAAAAAAUUUCGAGAACUCAUGGACAAAUUCUUGAGAUCAAACUUGAGCAAAGGGUGUCCUCCUUUGUUCACUAUGUUGAAAUCUUUGUAUUGUAAUACAGAAAAGGUUUCAAUAAUCCAAGAACUUGUUACUAAUUAUGAAGCUUCUCUUAAAAUGAAUGGCUUUUUUAGCCCUUAUGGUAAUGGGGAAAAGGAACCCCCAACAACUCUACUCUGGGUCCAGUAUUUCCUGGCUCAGCACUUUGAUAAACUUGGACAGUAUUUACUAGCUUUGGAAUAUAUUAAUGCUGUGAUUGCUAGUACUCCAACUCUAAUAGAAUUAUUCUACAUGAAAGCAAAAAUUUACAAGCACAUGGGCAAUCUCAUAGAGGCUGUACAGUGGAUGGAUGAAGCACAGUCUUUGGACACAGCUGAUCGAUUCAUCAACUCCAAGUGUGCCAAGUACAUGCUUCGCGCAAACAUGAUAAAAGAAGCAGAGGAAGUGUGCUCCAAGUUCACAAGGGAAGGAACAUCUGCCAUGGAAAAUCUAAAUGAAAUGCAGUGUAUGUGGUUUGAGACAGAGUGCAUUUUGGCCUAUCAGCGCCUGGGGAGAUAUGGGGAUGCCUUGAAAAAAUGCCACGAAGUAGAAAGGCAUUUUUUUGAGAUAACAGAUGAUCAAUUUGACUUCCAUACAUACUGCAUGAGAAAGAUGACCCUCCGUGCUUAUGUUGAUCUCUUGAGAUUAGAAGAUACUCUCAGAAGACAUACUUUUUAUUUCAAAGCUGCUAGAUCAGCAAUUGAAAUAUAUUUGAAAUUACAUGAUAACCCUUUAACCAGUGAAAGCAAACAACAAGACAAAGAUUCAGAAAAUCUGUCAGCCAAAGAACUGAAGAAAAUGCUUAGCAAGCAAAGAAGAGCUCAGAUAAAGGCUAAGUUAGAAGAGAAAAAACACACAGAAAGGGAACGUCAGCAGAAAAAUCAAAAGAAAAAAGGAGAAGAUGAAGAAGAAGCCGCCACCAGUGGUCCUAAGGAAGGACUUCUACCUGAAAAACUAGAAAGGAUCAACAAUCCAUUAGAAGAAGCCAUCAAAUUCCUUACUCCUCUAAAGACCCUGGCUGCUGGUAACAUUUACACCCACCUACUGGCAUUUGAAAUAUAUUUUAGAAAAGGGAAGCUUUUGCUAAUGUUGCAGUCUGUUAAACGAGCCUUUGCCAUUGACAGUAAUAAUCCUUGGUUACAUGAAUGCUUGAUUAAGUUUUCUAAAUCUGUAUCUAAUCACAGUAAUCUUCCAGACAUUGUGAACAAAGUUCUAGCUCAUGAAAUGAAGAAAAUAUUUGUCAACAAAGAUUUGCACAGCUUUAAUGAGGAUUUCCUCAAACACAAUGCUACCUCUCUUCAGCAUCUACUUGCAGGCGCUAAAAUGAUGUAUUUUCUGGACAAGUCAAGGCAAGAGAAAGCAAUUGCUACAGCCACUAGGUUGGAUGAAACUAUAAAAAAUAAAAAUGUGAAGACUCUAAUAAAGGUUUCUGAGGCGCUGCUGGAUGGCAGCUUUGGGAACUGUAGUUCGCAGUAUGAAGAGUACAGGAAGGCCUGCCAUAACCUGCAUCCACUUACACCUGCCUUCCUGCCUGCUGCGAAUGAAGCCCUCGGUCCCAGCACUGCACUGAAUCACACAGCUGGCCACAAGCUCUUGACACGUGAACUUUGAAAUUUUGAGGGAAGUUGGUUCCUACAGACAGCUAAAUUCACACCAGGGCCUCUUUUCUAGUGUACGUUUUCACAUUGAUAUGAAAUAAAAUAUUUGGAUAGAAAUUUUAAAUGGAGUAUUGUGUAAACUUAUUUCAUGCUGUGUCUAGCCUCCAAUUCACAUAGACAUCUGUUACAAUUACUUGUUUAUACUUGUACAAUCUUAACUCU
Messenger RNA from Acomys russatus (golden spiny mouse), 2953 nucleotides. It is a transcript of the gene Naa16, whose product is annotated as N-alpha-acetyltransferase 16, NatA auxiliary subunit. NCBI's taxonomy places the organism in Eukaryota, Metazoa, Chordata, Mammalia, Rodentia, Muridae. Gene Ontology annotation, molecular function: protein binding; protein-N-terminal amino-acid acetyltransferase activity. The record is from RefSeq and is a predicted model, not a curated record. Gene Ontology annotation, biological process: N-terminal peptidyl-methionine acetylation. Gene Ontology annotation, cellular component: cytoplasm; NatA complex. The coding region runs from base 150 to 2744 and encodes 864 amino acids. The transcript is spliced from 20 exons.